This is a messenger RNA of Quercus lobata, 2247 nucleotides long. RefSeq names its product heat shock cognate 70 kDa protein-like. Gene Ontology annotation, molecular function: ATP binding; ATP-dependent protein folding chaperone. Lineage: Eukaryota; Viridiplantae; Streptophyta; Magnoliopsida; Fagales; Fagaceae. The record is from RefSeq and is a predicted model, not a curated record. Bases 53 to 1915 code for a protein of 620 amino acids. The transcript has 2 exons.
UCUACUUUAGUUUCGAUUAACAAAAGUCUUUGGGCUUCUGUUCCCGGCGACAAUGUCCGACCAUGGAGAGGGUCCGGCGAUAGGGAUCGAUCUAGGAACGACGUACUCGUGCGUGGCAGUGUGGCAAAAUGAAAGAGUAGAGAUAAUAGUUAAUGAUCAGGGUAACAGGACCACUCCCUCCUAUGUUGCUUUCACUCCGAUAGAGCGCUUGGUAGGUGAUGCCGCCAAGAUCCAGGUCGCCAGGAACCCCACCGACUCCAUCUUCGAUGCGAAGCGAUUGAUUGGUAGGAGAUUCAGCGAUCCUUUAGUUCAGGAAGAUAUCAAGCUUUGGCCUUUCAAGGUCAUUUGUGGUCUUGAUGACAAACCUAUGAUCGUUGUCAACUAUAAGGGCGAAGAGAAGAAAUUUUCUGCGGAGGAAAUCUCAUCCAUGGUCCUUAGAAUGAUGCGUGAGAUUGCCGAAGCCUACCUGGGCACAACUGUGAAGAAUGCGGUUGUUACUGUCCCCGCCUACUUCAAUGACUCCCAGCGUAAGGCUACAAAGGAUGCUGGAGGCAUUGCUGGCCUGAAUGUCCUGCGUAUAAUCAAUGAACCAACUGCUGCAGCCAUUGCUUAUGGUCUAGACAAGAUUGCAGAUAGUAAUGGCAAGAGAAAUGUGUUGAUUUUUGAUUUGGGUGGUGGUACUGCAGAUGUCUCACUACUUACCAUUGAAAAGGGUGUCUUCCAAGUGAAGGCCGUUGCUGGAGACACUCACCUUGGAGGUGAGGACUUUGAUAACCGAGUAGUAAAGCACUUUGUUGAGAUAUUUAAGAGGCAACACAAGGUGGACAUUAGUGGGAAUUCCCGAGCUCUUAGGAGGUUGAGAACUGCUUGUGAGAAGGCAAAGAGGAUUCUUUCUUCUGCAAUUGAUACUACCGUUGAAGUCGAUGCUUUGUGUAAUGGUAUUGAUUUCUUUUCAACUAUUACCCGUGCCAAAUUUGCAGAACUCAAUAUGGAUUUAUUCAUGAAGUGCAUCGCUAUUGUGGAGAAGUGCUUGACUGAUGCUAAUAUGGAUAAGAGCUGCGUCCAUGCUGUUGUUCUUUCGGGUGGUUCUUCCCGAAUUCCAAAGGUGCAGCAGUUGUUGCAAGACUUCUUCGAUGGGAAGGAGCUUUGCAAGAGUCUUCAUCCGGAUGAGGCUGUUGCUUAUGGAGCAGCUGUUCAAGCUGCGAUCUUGACCAAUAUGAGAAAUGAGAAACUGCAAGACAUCGUGCUCUUAGAUGUCACCCCUCUUUCCCUUGGUGUAAAAGCUAAUGGAAUGGAUAUGAAUAUUAUGAUUCCAAGGAAUACCGCCAUUCCUACUGAGAAGAAGAGGUACUACACCACUAGCGCUGACAACCAAACUUCUGUAUUGAUCUCUGUUUACGAGGGUGAAAGAGCAAGAACUUGUGAUAACAACUUGUUGGGACGAUUUAAGCUUCCUAAUAUUCCUCCAGCACCCAAGGGUGUUGUUAAAAUAAACGUUUGUUUUAAUAUUGACACUAAUGGUAUCUUGAAUGUUUCUGCUAAGGAGAUGACCACUGGUGUAAUGAGGAAUAUCACCAUCACUAAUGAUGAGUCAAGACUGUCCAGCGAAGAGAUUAACAGGAUGGUCCAGGAUGCAGAGAUAUACAAGGCCGAAGAUGAUGAACACAGGAAGAAGGUCAAGGCUAAGGAAGCUUUGGAGAACUAUACCUACAACAUGAGGAAUACUAUCAAUGAUGAGAAGAUUGGUGCCAAGCUUUCCCGUAGAGGUAAGAAAAAAAUUAAAGAUGCUAUUCAACAGGUGAUUGAGUGGUUAGAUGGCCUCCAGCUCGUGGAAUCAGAAGAGUAUGCGGACAAGCUGGAAACGCUCAAGAGCAUCUGCAAUCCCAUCAUGGAGAGAAUUUAUAGAUUAAAUUGAGCAGAAUCUCUCAACGGUGCAGCAUAUGUAAGGGUGCAAACCAUGUUACUAGUGUGACUAUUUCGACUUUGUUUGUCCAAACCUUUAACUCAAUUAUUUUCUUGCUAGUUAUUAGUAAUUUGUCCUUGGUUUGAAAUUUAUUACUUAAUUUAUGGUUUGUCAUUUUUAUGUCCACUGAUAAGGUUGAGCCUCAACCUGUCUAGCUUGGAUGUGGAUUUAUCCUCGUAAAAGCCACAGUUUGUUUGGAUUUUAGAGUCUUAGAUUAGAUUAAGAAGCCAUGUGAAUUGAUAAAGGGUUAGCUCUGACUCUGUUCAUGGAGAGGAUAAAUUGCC